CUUUAGUUAAAUGUCUCGUAAAACUGAAAGAGCUGCUAGAAAGGCAAACAAGAAAACUAAGAAGGCUACUGAGCCUACUGUUGAAAAGAAAGAAAUUGAACGUAAAGAGGAAGAGGAAGAUCUUCAAGAUAUUAUUAUUAAAGAAACUGACAAUGAUAUAAAUGAAGACGAAAAGGGCGAAGAAGUUGAACAGGAUAAUGAUGAAAACAAAGAGGCUGAACAAGUCAAUGAUGAUGAUGAUGGUGAUGAGCAAGAUAAAUCCCAAACUCGUAUUACAAGAGCUAGAAUUAAUGAUGAGGCUGCCAUGAUUCGCAUUACAGACGAAUUUAAGUUAAAAGACUUACCUUGGAUUGAAACUAUGACUGUAACCUCUAGUGAACCUGUUAUAGUGGAAGACUCCACUGAUGAUAUGAAGCGUGAAUUAGCUUUUUACCAGCAAGCACUUGAAGCGGCAAAGGUUGCUCGAGAUCUUGUUAAAAAAGCAGGCAUUCCAUUUUCAAGACCUGAGGAUUACUUUGCUGAAAUGCUUAAAAGUGACGAGCAUAUGGCUAAGGUUCGUCAAAAAUUAUUAGAUGAAAGUGCAGCUAUUAAGGCUUCUGAAGAAGCUAAACGCCAACGCCAACUUAAGAAGUUUGGUAAGAAGGUUCAAGCUGAAAAGCAAUUGGAAAGACAAAAACAAAAAGCAGAAAUGCUUGAUAAAAUCAAAUUACUUAAGCGAAAGAGAAAAGAUGGUGAAGAUUUGACAGUAGAAGAUGAUUUUGAUAUUGCAUUGGAAAAGGCAGAUAAACGCCCUGCUAAGAGUUUAAAGAGAAUAAACAAGGAUCGUAAAUAUGGAUUUGGUGGUAAGAAGGGACGAUUUGCAAAAUCAAAUACAGCAGAAUCUUCAGCAGAAUUAGGUGGUUAUAAUAAGAUGAAGGGAAAACCUAUCUUUAAAGGAAAAGGAAAGAAAGCAAUGUCAAAGAAAUAAUAACAAUUAGAAAUAAGCAAAAUUUUCAUGUAAUAUAGUAUAUAUAUCACUUAAUAAACGUAUCUUUAAGAAGAUUCUUUUUUUUAUA
This is a messenger RNA of Cokeromyces recurvatus, 1055 nucleotides long. Its product is annotated as eukaryotic rRNA processing protein EBP2-domain-containing protein. Bases 11 to 967 code for a protein of 318 amino acids. NCBI's taxonomy places the organism in Eukaryota, Fungi, Mucoromycota, Mucoromycetes, Mucorales, Mucoraceae. Gene Ontology annotation, cellular component: nucleolus; nuclear periphery; preribosome, large subunit precursor. Gene Ontology annotation, biological process: ribosomal large subunit biogenesis; rRNA processing. The record is from RefSeq and is a predicted model, not a curated record. The transcript is spliced from 4 exons.